AUGAGACAACCUAGUUUUGAAACGUCAAGCAUUGAUUCUACUAUUCCUCGAAAUCGGUUACGAAAUAAACUUGAUACCAACGAUCAUGAAGGCGGAGUCCAAACCGGCAAGAUCGAAAUUGCCGAUGCAGCGAUACAAAGUGAGAAAAAUACUGAUGGAAAUAAGCACGAAAUAAAAGAGGAUGUAGACGACUAUGACGAGGAUAGUGAUGAGAAUGAAAACAUACAUUCGACAGAAUCAAUUGAUAAGCAGUAUAAACAAAAUGGCAAACGAUAUGAACAAAAUCGAUAUUCAGAAGAAAGUUUAGAUCUAGAUAAAAAUCCAGAUAAAAACGAAAUUCAAAUCAAUGACAAGGACGAAAUGGCAAAAGAGUUAAGGGAAAACAAUGAUAAAAUUUGCAAUUAUAUAUGCAACUUGAAAAGCCAGAGAGAAGAAUUAAUUUAUAUAAUCGAGAAACAGUAUGAUGAGCGAAAAAGAUUGGAAACUGAGAUGGAAAGGAUUACAUACAAACUUUGUUUGAUAAAUAAAAGCAUGGCACAGAGAAUCAAAACAAAAAAUCUCUAUGACCAAACGUUGCAAGAAGUAGAAGGCAACUACUCGAAAUUGGUAAAAGACUCUGGAAUUAUUUUAUCCUUAAUACAAAGUCAAUAUGAAAGCCUGGAUGAAAUGAUUAAUAAAAAGACUAAUACUGACCAAACAUUAUUAACACCACAGCACGAGCGCCCAGGAGGUGGUGGUGAACACCCAGACCAACAAAAUAAGGUCUGUACAUGCCAUAUAAAAAUGAAUGAUUCGAUGGAUAGAAAUCGAAAACCUCGUAAACAAGAAAGACAUUGUACAUGUACUAAAAUCGUAAAGCAAGAUGAUUCUGAUUAA
Messenger RNA from Psylliodes chrysocephalus, 876 nucleotides. NCBI's taxonomy places the organism in Eukaryota, Metazoa, Arthropoda, Insecta, Coleoptera, Chrysomelidae. The record is from the annotation of a GenBank genome assembly.